AUGCCACGGUUUUUGUACUGCGUUCUCAAGUAUUUUUCCGUUGUCAUCUUCUUGGUCUCGUGUAGUGCUGAAGGACAAGUGGAUUGGAAGGUGAAACCACAAUCUCCGGCAUUGAGAGCAAGCGUGGAAGCCGUCAAAUCGAAGGAGUUUCCCAAUGCCAAGUCUUCGCUCCGAGACAGUGACCUGAUCCUAGAGAAGAUCAAAGCGCUGGAGAGCACCAUUUCUCAGCUGCAAAAGAACAUCUCCACCAGCAACAGCAUUCCAGCUUUCCAGUCGGGCGAUGUCUCAUGGAUUCUCACCUCCUCCGCCUUGGUCUUCAUGAUGACGAUUCCCGGCCUCGCCAUGUUCUACGGAGGCUUAGUUCGCGUUCAGAAUGUCCUUUCGACCGUGAUGCAAAGCUUCAGCAUUGCGUGCCUGAUAACGAUCCUGUGGGUUCUCUUUGGAUACAGCCUUGCUUUUGACACUGGAGGGAAAGUUUUUGGAAGCCACCAGAAGUUUUGGCUGCAAAAGGUGAAGCUAACGGGGUUCCAUCCCCUCUUCCCGUCUAUCCCCGAGCCUCUCUUCGUAGUCUACUCGCUCACCUUUGCGAUCAUCACCCCGGCGCUCAUAAGCGGAGCAUUUGCAGACAGAAUGAGGUUCGGGCCAAUGCUCGUCUUCAUCGGACUGUGGCACCUGCUGGUCUACUGUCCUAUCGCACACUCUACCUGGAUGACGGAUGGCUUCUUGCACAGUGCAGGCGUCAUGGACUUUGCAGGAGGGAAUGUGGUACACGUGGCUGCCGGGUGUGCAGGGCUGAUGUCUAGCAUUGUGGUGGGGAAACGAGCAGGGUACGGCAGGGAGGUGUUUAGCCACCACAACAUAUUGAUCUCAGUGUUGGGGGCGUCGCUGCUCUGGGUGGGAUGGUGCGGAUUCAACGGAGGAUCGGCGUUGGGCGAACGAUACCCCGGGCAACCUACCGGAGUUACCAGCGGACUGGCAGCAACGUCUGUCUUGAACACAAACCUGGCGGCAGCUACGGCAUCACUCACGUGGAUGUGCACAGAGUGGAUGAUCCGCAAGCGACCGAGUGUCUUGGGCAUCAUCAGCGGCAUGUUCUCUGGCUUGGUGACCAUCACAGCCGGAGCAGGCUACGUCAAUGUCACGGGCGCGUUCUGCAUGGGUUUUCUAGCUGGGCCCGUCUGCUACUUUGCGGCUCAGCUGAAACAUCGCUUCGGCUAUGACGAUGCGCUCGACGCCUUCGGCAUCCAUGCGCCUGGAGGAGCCUUGGGAGGAAUCUUGACCGGCUUCUUCGCGACUGAGGAGAUCACCGGGAAGGGAUCUGGCAAGAACGGGGCCUUCUACGGGAACCCGAAGCAGAUCUACCUGCAGAUGUACGGAGUCGCCUUUUCUGCCAUCUGGUCCCUCAUUGUCUCCUACAUCCUCCUCAAGCUGGUCGACAUGACGCUCGGGCUGCGAGUUGCCAUUGAAGACGAGCUGAGCGGCCUCGACAUGGUCUGCCAUGGCGAGAGCUUGGUUCCCUUCCACCUCGACCCUGACGGAAACAUAAACCGCUCGUCCUUGGAGCUGCCUCGCUCCUGCUCCCUGGAAGCGGAUGUGGAAAGCUCACCGAGCAAGGGAGAGGGCAAUGGUUUCAUCUGA
Messenger RNA from Guillardia theta CCMP2712, 1638 nucleotides. Its product is annotated as ammonium transporter. Gene Ontology annotation, biological process: ammonium transmembrane transport. Gene Ontology annotation, cellular component: plasma membrane. The record is from RefSeq and is a predicted model, not a curated record. Lineage: Eukaryota; Cryptophyceae; Pyrenomonadales; Geminigeraceae. The transcript has 10 exons. Bases 1 to 1638 code for a protein of 545 amino acids. Gene Ontology annotation, molecular function: ammonium channel activity.